Molecule: messenger RNA, 1842 nt
Organism: Vespula vulgaris
Lineage: Eukaryota; Metazoa; Arthropoda; Insecta; Hymenoptera; Vespidae
Gene: Pex12
Product: peroxisome assembly protein 12
Exons: 6
Coding region: 767-1756 (329 amino acids)
Biological process (GO): protein import into peroxisome matrix; protein monoubiquitination
Cellular component (GO): peroxisomal membrane; peroxisomal importomer complex
Molecular function (GO): ubiquitin-protein transferase activity; zinc ion binding; protein binding
Source: RefSeq, a predicted model, not a curated record
GUUAACGUAAACAGACCUACGACCAUGAGUUUAAAUUUUAACUCUAUUGAAAUAUUAAUUUAAUUCUAUUUACAAUUUAAAAUCAGUAGUGAAGCUUCUUCUUUUUAGCCACAAAGUGCGAGGGGCGCCACUGUAGAAUAAUUUGUUUUUCACGAAAAUUGUGGAAACAAAUAUUUACAACAGCGAGUUUAAAUGUAAUUCGUGAAGGAUUGUAAUGAAAAAGAUCUCAUUAUAAAAAUGAAAGUUUAAGCGAGGACAUGGCUUUCUCGAAUUUUUUAAAAAGCUUUAUUUUUAAACAUAAAUCAUUGUCAAAGAGACAUAAUUAUUUAACACGAUUGUUUUCAAAGAAUAUAAAGCUUUUUGAAAAAUUCGAGAAGACGAUAUCUUCCCUUAAACCUUCAUCUUUAAAAUGAGAUCUUGUUUAUCAAAAUCGAUCGAAAAUGACGUCUGUAUUUAUUGUUGAUAUAUAUCCUUAUAAAAGCAAGGUUAAUGAACAAUUUUUAAAUAUAUUUCAUAUGGGCGCCGCAUACGUCGCCAUGUUUGAUUUCUUUUAAUGAAAUGUAAAUAGAUACAGAUCAUUCGUUAAUUUUAUCUUGUUUUUAAUAAUUAUGUUUAUAACGUAAUAAAGAUAGAUUUAAUAUGUGAUAUAUUAUUUCAAUUAAUAAUAAAAGGAAGAAUUUUAUUUACGUUCGCAAUAUGUGAUUGACAACGGAUAGUAAUAAUUGUUAUAAUUUAUAUAAUUGGCACAUAUAAUAUUAAUAAAAUAAUGGCAGAAAAAGGUGCACAUUUAACUGGUACAACGUGUACAAAACCUUCCAUCUUCGAAAUUAUUGCACAAGAAUCUCUUGCAUAUACGCUUGAACCUGCUUUUAAAAAGAUUUUAUCAUUUGUUAUAUCCUUUAAUCCUGAAAGAUAUGGGCAUUUACUUGAAUGGUCUGACGAGGGAUAUUUGAUUUUUAAUACAUUCCUUCAACGAUACUAUUUCAGCAAAUAUUCUGCAUCAUUUUCUGAAACAUUUUAUGGGUUAAAACGUAUUUCACUAAUCGAUAAAAAGUUUCAUGAUCAAUUAUCAGCAAAACAGAAAUAUCUUUCUUUGAUGUUUCUUGUUUUAUUACCAUAUUUUAGAGAAAAGUUGUCUAAACUUAGUUAUCGAUAUAAACUUCAAGAAGCUGACAAUUAUAUACCUAAAUCAAAGUGGGAGAGAUUUUUCAAAACAUGUGUUAUUCAAGGUCAUAAUAUUUACUUCACGUUAUAUGAGUCUAUAACAUUAUGUAAUUAUAUACUUUAUGUAUCUGGGAGAUCAAUGUAUGCGACGCCGUUAUUAAGGUUUCUUGGUAUUGUACUUACUUAUUCAGAAACAAGGAAUAUUGUUCCUAUUACCGAAUUGUUGCACAAAAUUAGAAGCAGUUCUUUCACUAUUAGCGAUGGUUUAGAUAUAAUUCAAACGACAGUUGCUAGAUCUUUUGAAAUUGGAGCAUUCUUUCUACAAUUCUUAUCUUGGUGGACCCAAGAGAAUUAUUUUACCGAUAUAAUGGCACUUCCAGCUCCAUCAGCUCCAAAGGUUAGACAUUCAGCGGUAAAAUAUAAAGGACUAUGUCCACUUUGUAUGAAAGUGCCACAUAUACGUACAGUACUUAUGGUAUCAGGGUAUAUAUUUUGUUAUCAAUGUAUUUUGUCCGAAGUGCGGAAUAAGAAACGUUGUCCAGUAACAAAUUAUCCGGCAAAUGAAAACGAUUUAAUACGUUUAUAUAUAUGAUUUAAUACGUUUAUAUGUAAAUGAAAUACGAAACAAUGUAAAUAUUGAAACAUUAAAAAGGCAAGUAUAUUUUUGAAUAAAAUUUA